Messenger RNA from Cyprinodon tularosa, 2463 nucleotides. RefSeq names its product mucolipin TRP cation channel 3a (gene mcoln3a). The record is from RefSeq and is a predicted model, not a curated record. The transcript is spliced from 13 exons. Lineage: Eukaryota; Metazoa; Chordata; Actinopteri; Cyprinodontiformes; Cyprinodontidae. Bases 136 to 1809 code for a protein of 557 amino acids. Gene Ontology annotation, cellular component: lysosomal membrane; plasma membrane. Gene Ontology annotation, molecular function: NAADP-sensitive calcium-release channel activity.
ACCUUUAGUGACACAGAGGAAUGACAGUCAGUGUGCUGAGGUGAUGCACUGUGACAGGCUGCUUUUCAGACAUCUCACAGAAGCUCUGCUUGGUGAAUGAUCGCUCUCUAGAUCGAACCAGGUGUUGGCAGUUUAAUGGAGGAAUCUGAGCCUCUGUUGAGCCGCAGGUCGGAUGUCAGGAGGCCGAACGGACACUGCAGAUGGAGCACCCGCUCCCUGGAUUCCAAGGUUGUGGAGGAUUUCAGGUGGAGGCUGAAGUACUUCUUCAUGAAUCCAUGUGAGAAGUACAAAGCCAGGGGUCGGAAACCGUGGAAACUGAUGCUGCAGAUAUUGAAAAUUAUCAUCAUCACAGUGCAGCUGGUCUCUUUCGGCCUGAGCAACGAAAUGAUGGCUACGUUCAAAGAAGACAAUCUGAUGACGUUCAAACAUCUGUUCCUGAAAGAUUUCAAGGACCACUGGCAGGGAAACUAUGCUCUUUACACUAAAGCUGACGUGUAUGAUCACAUCCACCACAUCGUUAACAGGUACUCCAACCUUGAGAACAUCAGCUUAGGGAAUCUGGCAUAUGAGCAGGUUGAUGGAAAGUACACCCCACUGUCCGUCUGUAGGCUGUUUUAUAGAAACAGCACCAUUGAUCCGGGGAGAGAUACCUUCUAUAUCGAUCCACAUAUUGAUGAAGAUUGUAUUUCCAUAUCCCCAGUGCAGCCGCUUGACAAUAUCAAUCUGGCAAAAAACAUCAACUUCUCUUUAGAUUUCAAAAGGUUGGUCUCAGUUAACAUCAACUUCACCCUGAAAACCAUCAAUCUGCAAACUGUGCGGCAACAUGAGCUACCAGACUGCUAUUGCUUCCAUAUAAAGAUCAAAUUUGACAACCAUGCACACAGCGGAAAAUUAAAAGUGGGUGUUGAUAAUGAUGUCAGAAUUUAUGAGUGCAGAGAUUAUAACGUGAUAGGUGCUUCUGGGAAAAGGAAUUAUCUCCUGUUGAUGUUUGACUCUGUGGUGAUCCUCGCCUGCUUCACCUCCUUCAUCCUCUGCACACGAUCUGUUGUUAAAGGCAUUCAACUCCAGUUUGAGUUCAACAUUUUCUUCCAUGCAUACUUCAAUAAAUUGGUGACUUGGUCAGAACGUAUGGAGUUUGUGAACGGCUGGUAUAUAUUCAUCAUUGUCAGUGACACUCUAACCAUAGUUGGGUCAGUGCUAAAAAUAGGAAUACAAACCAAGGUCCUGACCAACUAUGAUGGCUGCAGCAUCCUACUUGGAACAGCUACCAUGCUGGUGUGGAUUGGUGUAAUUCGGUACCUUGGUUACUUCAAGAAAUACAACAUCCUAAUCCUAACCCUGAGGGCCGCCUUUCCUAAUGUUAUCCGCUUUUGCUGCUGCGCUGCCAUGAUCUAUCUCGGGUACUGCUUCUGUGGUUGGAUUGUUCUAGGACCUUAUCACGACAAGUUCCGAACAUUUGACAAAGUGACAGAGUGCCUCUUCUCUCUCAUAAACGGUGACGACAUGUUCGCCACCUUCCUGAAUAUGAGAGACAAGAGCUACAUGGUGUGGCUCUUCAGCAGAGUCUACCUCUACUCCUUCACCUCUCUCUUCAUCUACAUGGUGCUCAGCCUGUUCAUCGCCCUCAUCACCGACACCUAUGAAACCAUUAAGCAUCACCAGAAAGACAGUGAGCCAGCGUCCCUGCUCCAAGCCUUCAUAGCCGAGUGCCAGGUCCAGCCUGAGUCUGGACCGUACCAAUAUGACGAGGAGUCUUCAAGCUGCUGUCUCCCUCCAUGGGGCUGGCUAAAACAUAUCGCAAAGAUGUAAUGAGCUGUAAGGAUAAAACUCCAGCCGACAAAUCCAAUAUACCCAUAAAGGUCUUUGAUUGUAGUAGCCAGGGAUAAAAGUACCUGAUGGUUGUCUUGUUCAAGAAGAAACAAUGUAACAGCAUAAUGCCAAAGAGAAAUUGUUACCUAAGCUCCAAUGUAAAUACAUGUACACAUUUCCUUUCCUCUGUUUAGAUAGAAAAAACUUGUAUCUAAUAAGAUUUGAAGGUAGCAUGUGGAUGUAGUUCUGCAGAUUUAGGUUGUUAAAGUUAAAAUCUGACUCUAUAUUGACACUUGGACUUUUUGCUUGCUUUAUACGCCUAAGCGUAAUCGAGUCUUGUUACAUGCAGAUUUCUGACUUGGCACAAAAAACAAUGAUUUCUGUCUGUUCUACAAGGAAAUCAAUACAUUUUGGUUCCAACUAAGUCAACAUUUUGGACACACUGACACAAUGCCUGUGGUGCGUUCUGGUUAAGUGGUGAGUGAUUUAUCAGUGAACAAAAGAGAAGGAAAGAGAAGUUUUAAUACUACAUAAUCUGAGCUAAAGAUAUUAUAAUUGUCAGGUUGUGUGGAGGUUUUUAGAGGACCCAAAUACAGAGACGGCUGUGAAGUGGAUUCUUGACAGACAGAAGCAGAUGCAGUCUAAAAAAAAAAA